AUGAGGUUCAGAGACUUGGCUUUCACCAUCAUCUUAAUAUUCUUUGGAGAACUCUCUGCAGAAGAAAAACCCUGUGAUAUUCCUCCUAUAGAAAAUGGAAGAAUUGCCCAGUAUUACUAUACAUUUAAAAGCUAUUACUUUCCAAUGGGCAUAGAUAAAAAAUUGCCAUUUUCCUGCUUGGCUGGUUAUACCACAGAAACUGGAAAACAGGAAGAGAAAACUACAUGUACAAAAGAAGGCUGGUCUCCAGAACCGAGGUGCUUCAAAAAAUGCACUAAGCCGGACCUGAGGAAUGGUUAUGUCUCUGAUACAAAGUUAUUGUACAGGAUUCACGAAAGCAUGCGUUAUGGCUGUGCUUCGGGAUACAAGACCACAGGAGGGAAGGAUGAAGAGGUGGUGCAGUGUCUCUCCAGUGGAUGGGCUUCUCAGCCGGCCUGUAGAAAGGAGCAUGAAACAUGUUUGGCCCCUGAAUUAAAUCAUGGAAAUUAUUCCACAACACAGAAAACAUUCAAUGUGAAUGAUAAAGUGCAAUAUGAAUGUGCAACUGGCUACUACACAGCUGGAGGAAAGAAGAUUGAGGAAGUGGAAUGUCACACCCAUGGAUGGUCUCUCUCACCAAAAUGUACCAAAUUACAGUGCUCUUCUUUACGAUUAAUAGAGAAUGGUUAUUUUUAUCCUGUAAAGAAAACCUAUGAAGAGGGAGAUGUUGUCCAGUUUUUUUGUCAUGAGAAUUACCAUUUGAGUGGGUCUGAUUUAAUUCAGUGCUAUAAUUUUGGUUGGUAUCCUGAAUCUCCUGUAUGUGAAGGAAGAAGAAAUAGAUGCCCUCCUCCACCUUUGCCUCUCAAUUCCAAAAUUCAAAACUCUCAGACAACAUUUCGCCAUGGAGAAACUGUUCAUGUAGAAUGUGAAUUGAAUUUUGAGAUCCAGGGGUCGGAAGAUAUACACUGUGAAAACGGAAAAUGGACAGAACCUCCAAAAUGCAUCGAAGUGAAGGAGAAGAUCACUUGUGAGGAACCACCCCUAAUUGAGCAUGGGGCAGCAACCAUACAAGCAGAGAUUUACUACAAUGGGGGGAAGGUGACCUAUAGAUGUGAAAAUGGUUACCACAUGCGGGGACCUAAUGAGAUCAUUUGUCAGCAUGGGAAAUGGACACGUCCCCCUGAAUGUGUUGGAAAUAAUGAGAACUGUAAAGCCCCACCUGAUCUAAUCAAUGGGGCUGUUGUUGAUGAAUUAUUGACAAGUUACACAACAGGAUCUACAGUGGAAUAUAGGUGCAAUGAGUAUUAUUUAUUGAGAGGAUCAAAGAUUUCUCGUUGUGAACAAGGAAAAUGGACAUCUCCACCUAUUUGCUUAGAGCCGUGCACUGUAAAUGUGAACUACAUGAGGAGAAAUAACAUAGAGAUGAAGUGGAAAUAUGAAGGAAAAGUCUUGCAUGGUGAUUUAAUAGAUUUUGUGUGUGAACAAGGAUAUGACUUUUCUCCAUCCACCCCACUGUCUGUGCUAUCUGUACAGUGUAACAGAGGAGAAGUGAAAUAUCCAUUAUGCAUUAAAAGAGAAUCUAAAGGAAUGUGUACAUCUCCUCCACUUAUUAAAAAUGGUGUCAUUAUUAGUUCAACGUCUGGCACCUAUGAAAAUGGUUCCUCCAUAACAUACAGCUGUUUUGAUCACUAUUUCCUACAAGGAUCUAGGAAUGUCUACUGUUUAGAGGGAGUAUGGACUACACCACCACUAUGUUUAGAGCCUUGCACUCUAUCCUUUGCUGAAAUGACAAAGAAUAAUUUAAUCUUGAAAUGGGAGUUUGACAACAGACCAUAUAUUUUUCAUGGCGAGUAUAUUGAGUUUCUUUGUCAAGGAAAUACUUACUUAGCUGUGUUAUCAGGAUCUGAACUUAGAGUGCAGUGUAGUAAUGGACAAUUCAAAUAUCCAAGGUGCAUUCCGAGAUAG
This is a messenger RNA of Elephantulus edwardii (Cape elephant shrew), 1944 nucleotides long. RefSeq names its product coagulation factor XIII, B polypeptide (gene F13B). The transcript is spliced from 11 exons. Lineage: Eukaryota; Metazoa; Chordata; Mammalia; Macroscelidea; Macroscelididae. The coding region runs from base 1 to 1944 and encodes 647 amino acids. The record is from RefSeq and is a predicted model, not a curated record.